GAGACGCGGCGCGAGCCACAUGCGAGCGGGCGCCUGGCGGCCGCAGCAACCGAAUCGGCAGCGGCGGCCACGACGCGGACGCGCUUGCGGCCCGAGCAGCAGCAGCAGCCACAGCGACAGCAGCAGCUACUUCAGUUAGAGCAGCAGCAGCAGCAGUCGCCGCAGCGAGCGGCGCUCGGCGGGCGCGCCCUCCUGAAGGAAGCCGCCCGCCCCCGAUCGCCGCCCCCUCUGGCGUGUUCAUGCCCCCGGGGCCUCAGGGAGCGCCAUGGCCCGAGCACGCCAGGAGGGCAGCUCCCCGGAGCCGGUAGAGGGCCUGGCCCGCGACGGCCCUCGCCCCUUCCCGCUCAGCCGCCUGGUGCCCUCGGCUGUGUCCUGCGGCCUCUGCGAGCCCGGCCUGCCCGCCGCCCCCGCCGCCCCGGCCCUGCUGCCCGCUGCCUACCUCUGCGCCCCCACCGCCCUGCCCGCUGUCACUGCCGCCCUGGGGGCCCCCCGCUGGCCUGGGGGUCCCCGCAGCCGCCCCCGAGGCCCGCGCCCCGACGAGACAAGAGGAGCAGCAGCGACACCGCCCCUCACCCUGGAGGGUCCUGUACAAUCUCAUCAUGGGACUGCUGCCCUUACCCCGGGGCCGCGGGGCCCCCGAGAUGGAGCCCAACUAGGUGCCUGCACCCGCCUGGCGGGCGUCGGGGACUUGGGGGGCAGGACCCUCCCGCCUCCUGACGCCCUGGCCAGCGCAGGGGUCGUUGUCUGCACCAUGUAGCAUAUACUGGACUACCAGCCCUGCCUGUCCCAGGGGCGGGCCAGGGCAAGCCCCUCCAGACCCAGCCCCGGCCUUGCUUGGGGUGCACUGAGGGAGAUGCGGACUCCUGGGCCCCUGGCCGCGAAGCCGGGGGGAAGAGAGGGCUGAUGGACUCAGCGUCUAAAGGCGCCGGUGACCGAGGGGGUGGGGACUGAGCCGCCCGCCUCUGCCGCCCACCACCAUCUCAGGAAAGGCUGCUGGUGCUGGCUGCCCGUUCCAGCUGCAGGGUGACACUGGGGGGAGGGGUCUCCCACCCAGUGCUCCUUCACUUUGGGCCUGGCCUCAGGCCCCUGGUGCUUCCCCCCCUCCUCCUGGGGAGGGGGCCCGUGAAGAGCAAAUGAGCCAAACCUGACCACUGGCCUCCUGGAGCCAGAGAAUGGGGUGCGUCUGCCGGCUGCCCCCACCCAGUGCCCAGCCGUCUUCCCUGAGCCAGCCGGCAGGUGGUGGGCAUGCUUGCCUCACCUUCCUCCGGGGGUGGCCAGGAGGGGCCCAGACUGUGAAUCCUGUGCUCUGCCCGUGACCACCCCCCACCCCCAUAAAUCCCAUUGCAUAGGUUUAGAGAGAGCACGUGUGACCACUGGCAUUCAUUGGGGGGGGUGGGAUAUUUGGGCGGAAACCGCCCCAGCCUUAGUCCCCAGGGCAAAGCGCUGGGGGGAAGACGGGGGAGUCAGGGAGGGGGGAGUCUCCGAAGAGGGGGGAGUCUGGGAGCGGGGAGGGGUGGCCCAGCCUGUAAAUUUCUGUAUAUGCGCUGCUGUAGAUACCGGAAUGAAUUUUCUGUACAUGUUUGGUUAAUUUUUUUUGUACAUGAUUUUUGUAUGUUUCCUUUUCAAUAAAAUCAGAUUGGAACAGUGAA
Molecule: messenger RNA, 1649 nt
Organism: Artibeus jamaicensis (Jamaican fruit-eating bat)
Lineage: Eukaryota; Metazoa; Chordata; Mammalia; Chiroptera; Phyllostomidae
Gene: BBC3
Product: BCL2 binding component 3
Exons: 3
Coding region: 266-757 (163 amino acids)
Biological process (GO): positive regulation of release of cytochrome c from mitochondria; positive regulation of apoptotic process; execution phase of apoptosis
Cellular component (GO): mitochondrion
Source: RefSeq, a predicted model, not a curated record